Messenger RNA from Olea europaea var. sylvestris, 3839 nucleotides. RefSeq lists its product as uncharacterized. Gene Ontology annotation, cellular component: cytoplasm; plasma membrane. The coding region runs from base 148 to 3471 and encodes 1107 amino acids. The record is from RefSeq and is a predicted model, not a curated record. Gene Ontology annotation, biological process: regulation of exocytosis. NCBI's taxonomy places the organism in Eukaryota, Viridiplantae, Streptophyta, Magnoliopsida, Lamiales, Oleaceae. Gene Ontology annotation, molecular function: myosin II binding; syntaxin binding; GTPase activator activity. The transcript has 24 exons.
UUAACAUGCCAGGGCAAAGCGUAGAAAUCAAGAAAUGCAUAAUUAAUUAUUUCUUAGAACGGCACUUCGAAAUCAGCUCAACAAACACCAAAACAAGAAUCUAAAAGGUUCAAAUUUUCAAUCAAAUUUCUCUAAAUAAUCAUCGGCAUGUUCGCAAAACUUCUGUUUCACAGGGCCGAUCAUAAUUCUCAGUAUCAUGGAAAGAGUUUGCUGUCGUCGGAUGAAGUGGAUUUUCGGAUUAAUGUGCAUUAUGGUAUCCCAUCUACGGCUUCAAUUCUUGCUUUUGAUCCGAUUCAGCGCCUGUUAGCUAUUGGAACAUUGGAUGGUAGGAUAAAGGUGAUCGGUGGUGAUAAUAUUGAAGGACUUCUGAUUUCCUCAAAGCAAUUACCUUACAAAUACUUGGAGUUUUUGCAGAAUCAAGGUUUCUUAAUUAGCGUCACAAAUGACAAUUAUAUUCAGGUUUGGAAUCUGGAAAGGAGGUGUAUAGCUAGUAGUUUACUAUGGGAAACAAACAUAACUGCUUUCUCCAUAAUCAGUGGCUCCUCACUUAUGUAUAUUGGUGAUGAAUAUGGUUUAAUGUCUGUUCUGAAGUACGACACAGAGAAUGGAGAACUACAACAAUUGCCUUAUCAUAUAUCUUCAAAUUCAUUUGCUGAAGCAGCUGGAUUUUCAUUAUCUAAUCAGCAACCCGUAGUUGGAGUUCUUCCCCAACCUUGUUCUUCAGGAAAUAGGCUAUUGAUUGCUUAUCAGAGUGGUCAUAUUAUACUUUGGGAUGUUGUUGAAGCUCAAGUUGUUUCUGUUCAAGGUGAUAAGGUUCUCCAAUUACAGAAUGAAAUUGAUUCUCAAAAUAACGUAGACACCAGCGUGCUAGAUGAAAUAUCUCCCCAUCAUUUAGAGGAGAAAGAGAUCAGCGCUCUUUGUUGGGCAUCUUCUGAUGGGUCCAUCCUUGCUGUUGGAUACAUAGAUGGUGAUAUUUUAUUUUGGAAUAUAUCAGUAGGUGCCUCCAGCAGAGACCAACCAGCUGGAUUGUCUCAAAAUGUUGUUAAGUUACAGUUGUCUUCCGCUGAGAAGAAAAUUCCUGUCAUUGUCCUACACUGGUUGGCUAAUAAUAAAUCCCGUAAUCAUUGUGAUGGUCAACUUCUUAUUUAUGGUGGUGAUGAGAUAGGAUCUGAAGAAGUUGUCACGGUUCUGAGUCUUGAAUGGUCAGCUGGGAUGGAAGCUGUGAAAUGCACUGAUCGUUUGGACCUCACUCUUACUAGUUCCUUUGCAGACAUGAUUUUAAUACCAUCUGCUGGGACAACAAGGAGUGAUGAAAAUGCUAUUCUUUUUAUAUUGUCAAACCCUGGAUGCCUGCAAAUUUAUAAUUGUGCCGACUUGUCUUCCUCCAUGUCACAUCCUAAAAAGGGGCUGCAUCCUGAAAAGGAACUACUGGACUCUGCUGUAAAUUUUCCUACUGUAAUACCAACUGUUGAUCCUCUGAUGACUGUGGCAGAGCUUUUUCAUAUAUAUGGAAACACAGAGGCACUGUCCAAGAUAGCUGCACUGAAGCAGUCUAGUUCAAAGCUAAUGUUGCCAAGGGGUAUAAAGUGGCCCAUGACUGGGGGUGUAUACAAUCAUCUAUCCUUUGGCAAAGAUAACUGGAUCCUUAGAAUCUAUGUAGGAGGCUAUCAGGAUGGAUCAGUUCGAAUAUGGGAUGCCACCUAUCCAGUGUUUUCGCUCCUCUGUGUUUUGACAACUGAGCUUAGCAGUUUAAAUUUGGGCGAUUCUAGUGCUUCAGUGACAAAAAUGGCUUUCUGCUCCUCCACUUUGAGAUUAGCAGUUGGCAAUGAAUGUGGUCUGGUCCACCUGUACAAUCUUUUUAGCAGUGAUGAAACAAGCUUCCAUUUUGUUACAGAAAAUAAGUGUGAAGUUCAUAACUUAGUUCAAGUUCAAGGACCAAAGUAUGAAGCUGUUUUUAGCCUUCUUAAUUCGAGAGUUCAAGCACUUGAAUUCGCAAAUGGUGGCACCAAACUCGUUGUUGGAUAUAAAUGUUCUCGAAUUGCGGUGCUUGAUGUGAAUUCAUUAUCUGCUGCAUUUAUAACAGACUCCAUAUCCAGUACUAGCUCACCAUUGAUAUCAGUACUCUGGAAAGUUUUUGCUUUUGGUCCUGCUAAAAGCUUAAAUCAGCCUGGAUUAAAAAUUCCAGAUAAUGUUGCUGGGGAAUUUCUUUUUGUGUUAACCAAGGAUGCGAGGAUUUAUGUUGUUGAUGGUAAUAAUGGUAAAAGAAUUUGCUCAAGGCCAGUACACCCAAAGAAGCAGUCAUCUGCAAUUACUAUGUAUGUUAUAGAUAUCACUGUACCUGAUCCACGGUCAAUGAAUGGAGAACAUUCGCCCAAAGAUGACAGUAACAAGCUUUCUGGGGAGCACACAACGCAGGGGAGCACUAGAUGCUAUACUGAAGACCACUCUGCUGAUAUAAAUCUCUCUGUAGAAAGUUUAAAGGAGUCAUUUGUCUUGCUGUGUUGUCAGGAUUCUCUACGUAUAUACACUAUGACGUCUGUAGUUGAAGGAAAAAACAAAUCUAUUUUCAAAGUCAAACUUGCAAAGCCCUGUUACUGGACCACCGCUUUCAGAAAAGAUGGGAAACUUUGUGGACUGGUGGUAUUCUACGAGACGGGAGAGAUAGAGAUCCGAUCUUUGCCUGACCUAGAAUCGGUGAAAGAAUAUUCAUUGAUGUCUGAUUUAAGGUGGAACUUCAAGGCAAACAUGGAAAGGAUGAUCAGUUCUACUAAUAAUGGGCAUAUUGCACUGGCAAAUGGGUGUGAAGUGGCAUUGGUUUCUCUAUUGGCGGGUGAAAAUGAUCUCAGGAUUUCAGAUUCCUUGCCCAGUCUUCAUGAUGAAGUGCUUGCAGCAGCAGUGAAGGCUGCAAUGAGUGUUUCCUCAGAUUCAAAGAAAAAACAGGGAGGUAGUCCUCACCUUUUGGGUGGUAUUGUUAAAGGACUUAAGGGUCGAAAGUCCAAUCAUGCAACAUCUCUUUCUUCCACUUUCAAAUCUGAUUUUAGUCAUUUGGAGGGCAUUUUCAUGAAGAACCCAUUCCCAGAGCCAUCUAAUAUUGAAGAUGAACAUGAGACUGCUGAGCUUGAUAUAGAUGACAUUGAAAUUGAUGAACCUAUUCCUCCGGCUCCUACUUCAUCACAUGAAGUACAUGCUAAAGAUAAAGGCAAGAAAAGUGAAAGAGAAAAAUUACUGGACGGGGAUGCGGAUGCAAUGCCCAGAGCCAGAACAAAGGAAGAAAUCAUAGCGAAGUACAGAAAAGCUGGGGAUGCCUCGUCAGUGGCAGGAGAAGCAAGAAACAAGCUUUUAGAACGUGGAGAAAAGCUUGAGAGAAUUAGCAGACGAACUGCGGAACUCCAAAGUGGGGCUGAAGACUUUGCAUCAUUAGCUAACGAGCUUGCAAAAGCAAUGGAAAAUCGAAAAUGGUAUCAUAUAUAAUACCAGUUUUGUCCUCUUCAAUUCUUCGCGUAAUGGAACUUAUCCCUUCCGAUGGACGACUGAAGCUUGAUAGUCGAAAAUCAGAUGGUUAGACAUCACUUUGUCGUAUAUCUGAUCUACUAUAGAUGAGGCUCUUCUGCAGAGAUAUCAACUCUUUUUUUACCAUUGAUAUUCCAGAGCAAGGGAGGUUAAGUUAUUCCUGCGUGUUUAGAAUGUUUUUGGCCUGCGUGUUGCCUAGAAUCAUUUUGAAAUAACUUAUUUAUGGUGGUGUUGAGAUUUUAUUACAUUAAACGCAAAAUGUAUGCAUAUAUGUAUAUAUAUAUUUAUGAACAGUGUACAUAAAAAUGAAGUUGUGGAGUUGAUUGAAA